Messenger RNA from Epinephelus fuscoguttatus (brown-marbled grouper), 10254 nucleotides. RefSeq names its product solute carrier family 35 member G1 (gene slc35g1). Lineage: Eukaryota; Metazoa; Chordata; Actinopteri; Perciformes; Serranidae. The transcript has 5 exons. The record is from RefSeq and is a predicted model, not a curated record. Gene Ontology annotation, cellular component: plasma membrane; endoplasmic reticulum membrane. Bases 1776 to 3029 code for a protein of 417 amino acids. Gene Ontology annotation, biological process: calcium ion export across plasma membrane; regulation of cytosolic calcium ion concentration.
AAGAUAAAUUGGCCAAUUUCUAAAACAAACGACAACAAAAAAAUGUGUACAAUAAAUAACAUGAUGAUAAUGAUAAGCUAACUGUUACUUAUGAAUCCUUGUGCAAUCACAAGCUGUUGCUAACACUAAGCCCUUUGCCCACUGAAUCCGUUUUUUUUUUCCAUCUAAAAAAACCCCAACGAUCUCAUGUUGUGUCAAUCACGUUUGCACACUGAGUCCAAAACUUUUGUCCGUCAUCAAAGUUUUCGGAAGAGGUACGAUUUUUCUGCGCUUUUCACAUCUGUCAGAGACGUUAGACCAAGAAUCAGUGAAGAAAAUGUGGCAGCGGGACGCAUCCAUGACAAGACAGAGGAACGGGAAGCACAGAAUCAUUUCAUAACUCAGAUGGUAAUAUUCAAUGGGAUGAUGAUGAAGAGGAGGAGGAGGAUGUGGACUGCACACAGAAUGUGGAGGACAGCUCCACCCCUUCAUGCAGCUGUGGCGCCAAAUGAAAGACAGGAAGGGAGUGGUGACAUCCAGAACAGCAACUCAAGUGGAGAGGGACAAAAGGAGUGAGUGUCUUUUCAUUUUGUCACGUAUUGCAAUUUUUUGGCAACUAGAACAACAGAACACAUCACAACCACUGUGAAAGGUUUCUGUGCCUAAUGAUUAUUUUUUGAAUAAUGGAUUAAAAAAAACGCAUCAGAAAAAAAUGGACUCAGUGUACAAAGGCCUUUAUUGUGCCAACAAUUAGCUGUGUUAUUAUGUUUAUAUUUUAUUAUGUGAAAUUAUUACCGACUGGUUCCAAAAAUUGGAGCAGCUUCAGUAGUGUGGAAUAAACUGUGGUGUCCUGAAUGUUUCAUGAACAGCCCCGGACUUCUCAGGCUCUUUCAGCGAGUUACCGCUCAGAGGGAACUCAUUCAGCAGCAUCUCUGGCAGCAGCACAGCGUCUCUCCUUCUCCUCUCUCGCCAUUUGCACACGGGAGUCGGUGUCGUCAAGUGAUUUUGUCAUAAACCUUUGGUAAUGUAAACCUACAUGACGCUCGUGGCUCGACAAAUAGCUGGAGCAUUUAUGGGUAUGGUGGAGUGGAGAGGAUUAGAGUAGGAGAAAAUAUAAUCUGGGGCACAAAACAAAAAAAAUUGCAAGAUUUUUUUAGCCAUGUUGUUUAUUCUUGUUGAUUUCUCAUUUGUUUAUUGUUUUGAGGGGGAGGGGGACACCAGGGGAAGCUUGCCCUGGGUGCUGAAUGUACUGGGUGCAGCACUGGGUGACCUUGUGGUGAACCCACAGUGGGUUUGGCAGUGUGAACAAUAACAUAACUUACUUUCAGCAGAUACUCUGAUGCUCCCAGGCCAACAUCUCAUGAGUCAAAGUUGUGAUUCAGUUUGACAAAUGUCCCAAAACUUCAAUGUUUUGACUUAAUAGUUAGAAUCGUAUCAUAAGUUUGACUCCAUAUGACGUCAAAAUUAUAAGCCACACACACAGUUUCAAAUUUACUUGUGAUACAUAAAGACGUCUGUCAGCCCAAAUGUGUGUGAGCUGAGUUUUGGUUGGCUCAGUCCUCCUCUGCCUCCCUCUGCUAUGGGCGUACACGUUGGGUAAUGUUAUAGUUGUCCCACAGCUGAGGUGCUCUGGGUUCAGUUCUGCCCCCCUGUGGGUAAAGUAACCACCGCAUGGGAGUUAGUCUCCUACCAUCAAGGUUAGUCAUUAACCUUGUCUUCUCAGUCACUCAGGGCACCGAAGAAAGCGGACAGCGCUCUGUCCAAGGCAUGCUGCCGCUCGGCCGUCUCAUCUUACCAUGGGCGACUGUAACCACUGCACACCCGGCCGGGCUUUGUCCGUAGAGGACGGCGUCACCGUCGUGUUCCACAAAGUUGACAGCCAUAGCACGAACUGCAACGACGACCGCGACGACGACGACGACAACGGCGAUGAUGAACGGACGGCAGAGAGGAUUCACUUGCAGAGUAACUGCCGUGUGUCGUGGGAAAACGACGGUAAUGCCGCCGAGGGAGAAGCGGGAGGACGCGAGGAUUCACCGGAAGGCAGCGAGGAGAAAACGCUCUGUCCGCUGGUGUGUUGCGUCAGAAGCGGGCUCGCAUCCCGAGACGGAAGCGCACGUGAAGAUUCGGAGACACCAAAGAAAUGUUCAGGUCUUGGUUUGUUUUAUGCGUUCCUGUCCACGGUUUUCUUCUCCACCAUUGCCCUCUUGGUGAAAACCAUCCAGGGAAUCCACGCCAUAGAGAUCAGCGCCAUACGCUGCUUCUUCCAGAUACUCUUUACUAUGCCAUUACUCAUCUACCACAAGACAGGUUUCCUCGGUCCCAGAGAUAAGCGUGUAUAUCUGGUGCUUCGGGGUUUCAUUGGCUCCAAUGCCAUGAUCCUGCUCUUCUAUGCUGUUCAGCAGAUGCCGCUAGCGGACGCCACGGUCAUCAUGUUCAGUAAUCCAGUCUUUACCUCCAUCCUGGCCUGGAUCUUCCUCAAGGAGAGAUGUACCAUCUGGGACUGUGUCUUCACUGUUUUCACCAUCACUGGAGUCAUCCUCAUCGCCCGACCGCCGUUCCUCUUUGGCGAGGACCGACGUGGCAUCGAGGGCAACUACACUAACCACAUCAAGGGGACUAUCGCUGCCUUUGCAGGAGCCAUUGGAGCUGCCUUCACAUUUGUUGUCCUUCGCAAGAUGGGGAAGAGCGUCCAUUACUACCUCUCUGUCUGGUACUAUGCUGUCAUCGGGUUCAUCGAGUGUGUCAUCACUGUAUCCGUCCUUGGGGAGUGGAAAAUCCCAUUCUGCGGCCGCGAUCGCUGGCUGCUGAUGCUGAUUGCUGUUCUGGGUAUCGCCGGCCAGACCUUCCUCACAAAGGCCCUGCAGAUUGAGAAGGCCGGACCUGUGGCCCUGAUGAGGACUAUCGACGUGGUGCUGGCGUUCAUCUUCCAGUUUAUUUUCCUCAACCGUGCACCAACCUGGUGGAGCCUCGGAGGGGCGCUGUGCGUAGUGGUGAGCACAAGUGGAGUAGCACUUCGAAAGUGGUACGUCAACUCUCACAAGAGCUGAGAAGGAGGAGCGACACAGAAUACUGUGGCAUAACUAUUUAUUCUUUUUUUCACGAUCAUAUGUUCUUGAUUUAUUAUGUAUUUUACUUGUUACUUAAAUGCAAACCCUUGAGGAGGUCUAAGCUUUUUGGAGAGUUGAAAGCAGGAAUAUAGAAAGAUAAUUUAGUAGGAGUCAGUUGUGAGUUUAUGAUUGAAUUCAAAAUUGAAUUAUGUGCAUCUAUACAUGUUGAUUCCUGAGAGUCAACCUGUGGAACCUAUUGUCAUGCAUUUAUUUUUGUGUAAAUGAGCACUAGAGGAAAUAGAAGAAAGGAAAAACUGUUGCUGCCCCCAAACCAUAUCCGGCUCCCUGGAGCCUGAGCAGCUAAAUAAGUAUUCAACUCAGAUUUCCUGUUUUGUCCUUAAUAUAUACAUAACAUAAAUGGGACUGAAAGUAGAAUUUUGCCAUAGUGAAGCAGUCCUCAGCUCCAUUUUCCCUUUACUGUAACCUGAGUGAAAUAGCCAAAGAGAGAUGUUUACUGCUUUGGGGCCAUUCGUACUGUGUCACAUAACUUGGUAAUAAUAAUAGAGUGAAUUAAAAGUAAACUACAUAUUAGUAUGUACUAGGCGCUAUCAAAUGGGCAUCUGCAAAACAUACUUAAAGGGACAGUUCAUCCCAAAAUCAAAAGUAUAUAUUUGUCCUCUUAACUGGAGUGCUAUAUGUUAUCUAGAUUGUUUUGGUGUGAGUUGUCAAGUGUUGAAGAUAUCGGCCGUAGAGAUAUCUGCCUUCUCUUAAAUAUAAUGGAACUACAUGUCACUCGACUUGUGGUGCUCAAAGUGCCAAAAAAACUCAACAGCAAUGUCUCAUGAACUGGUUACUGAAGAUAAUCCACAGACCUUGUUGUGAGCAUUUUCAUGUAGGAACUAUCUUCUACAGAACUACACCCGCCAAAUGUAUGACCGUGCAGAAGGAAGCAUGCAUCUACUCAAGGACAAGAGAAGUAUGAGGGCCCCAUGUAUGCUGUCACAUUCUUAACGUAAAGUUACAGAGGUUAGGUUUGAAACAAGUAAAGUUACUGUGUUUAGGUUUAGGAAAAGAAACAUGGUGACGAUGCAGCUUAAAAUGACUCCGAGUUCACACAUUUCCGAACACUGGUCUCCAGGGGGAAAGUCCUGUGUUUUGUGACCCAUCCACCAACGCAACCCUCCUUCUUUACUCUUGUGAGUGCAUUGGUCACAUGAUUGCAGCCUUCCCAAACACAUGGGUCAUAAACAAAUUACUGGCUCAUGAUUAUGUGGGAUAUGUAGGAAUUUUGUUGCAUUAUAUUUUGUAAGAAAACUGCAUGAGAACAUCCUGGUGCUUUUGAUGGCAUCUGCCUCAGCUGAGCUGUAACGUUAGCUAGCUCAGUGGUGCUAACGUUCCAUAUCACCGCGCACAACGAAGUGUGCAUUUAUUCAUGAUAAAGAAGCUUGUGCUUGUGACAGUGUGGGACGUAAACUUUAAUAGUGUCCUCCUUUGCUGAGCUGUAACAUUAGCUAGCUCAGUGGGGCUAGGUGAGCUAUUAGUAGAUGCACUCUUCCCCCUGCAUGGUAAUACAGUUGGCAGGUGUAGUUUGGUAGAAAGGAAAUAGUUCCUACAUGAAACUGCUCUCAAAAAGGUCUGUGGAUUAUCUUGAGUAACUGGGUCAUGAUAUCUGGAAAGAGACAUUGCUGUUGAGUUUUUCAAAUGUAAUUUUUUGGCACUUUGAGCACCACAAGCCGAGUGCCAUCUAGCUCCAUUAUAUUGGAGAGAAAGCAGACGUCUCUACGACCGAAAUCUCCAACAUUCAGCAACUCACACCAAAACAAUCUACACUGAUAAAAAGCACUACAGGUAAGAGGAAAAAUGUGUAUGUUUGAUUUUGGGGUAGCCUAGUUCCAGACCAUAGACUCCGCCCACUCAACUGAGUAGGCUUGCAUUACUGGUCUGGCAUACUUCAAUGAAUUUGCGAUUUAUCUCGUCCAGACGAUGGACGGACCAAUGAACGCCGGGGGUCUAGCGAUUAGCCAAUCAGCGCCACGCUGAUGUCAAGCUGUACGCCGGUGGGUAACUGGUGAGGAUAGCAACAAUGGCGACCGUUACAGAUCCUACAGACCACAUUAACAAUGCUAUCGAGGUAUUUCGCCACUACUCGCGUUAAUGGAGGACCAAAUUAAGGAAGCUGCUAAACUGGAUUUAACGGCGAUGCAGCUGGGCAUGCACGACGACGGAGACAUUUUAAACGGGCAAUGCUCGCUUGUUUUCAGCACCCCCGAGGCAUGGAUACUAAUGACGUCAGAUUCUGGGUGAGUCGUUGAUCUCUACUGAUUGGUUAGGGAAAAAAUCAAAUUCCCUCCCCCUUGUAAAUCGCCUUCAAUGGAAGCCAUGUCAGACUGAAGGUUCUGGGAGCUUCAGUCUGACACUCAGGCUAAUUUUGGGGUGGACUGUCCCUUUAAUACAUCUGUAGUGUUGACAGUACAACUAAAAACCAAAUAAGCAGUAUUAGCACUUAAAUACGCACUUUUGUCUGGCAAACAAAAUGUGUUUAGUAGAAAGGCACUGCAGACAUUAAAGUCAACAAAAAUAUAUAUAUGAAGAUAAAUAAUAAUAUUCCCAAAUUGGUUACAAGAGUUCACUUGUAAACAGAGAGAUGCUGUAAGAUUUGCUCAGGGAUCUCAUUCCUAACGGCUCAUUAUGCCCAGUUAUUAAUACACCUAAAUCCAACCCAGCAUUCUUAUUCAUGAAUCAUUUAUUCCUUUGUGAUUUUUGAUUUUAUUUUUUUUCUGUCACCCUGUCUCCUCUAAUAUAUUACAUGGUAAUAUCCAUUAUUAUUCAGCUGAUAAUUUCUCUACAAUAUUUUAGAAGUGCCUUAACUUUACCCUCCAGCUUCCCUUCCCAUUGGAGCUGUUAAGUAACCAGCAACUUGAACUGGGCAGCUCUCAGGUGUGAGUGUGCGUAUGAUUCCGAAGUAGGGUGCAUCUUACAAAAGUCAACCCAAUAGCUAAUGAUUUUUAAAAUCAAUUUUAAGUCUAACAGUACUUUUAAUAAGGCACCAAAGACAUGACCGUUAUCCCUACUCUAAAGACCACAUGCUGAUUUCUUCGUUAUCUCAGUAGGAGGCGUCUCUGUCAUCUUGGCUCGCACUUAACGUCGCUAUUAAAGCAUCUAAUUAGUGUUCGCAGCAGUCUGAAAUAGGAGUGUUGGCACUUUGCUGCGCAAGAGAGUACAAAAAGCGUCAGAAAGCUGCCACUUUAGUUAAACAAAUGAGAUGAAAGCACACAAGAAUUGCUAGAUAACUUCCUCUUCCUAGAGAAGAAAGAUGAGAAGUGAAACUGCAUCAAAGGAGUGCGGGAUUUUCAAUAUGAACACUUCCUGAAUAUCGGCAAUAUUGUCAAAACUUUCACCUGUUCAACUGCUCAUUAAUGCAAAUAGCAAAACAGCCAAUCACGUGGCAGCAACUCUCAUGGUCAAGACGACCUGCUGAAGUUCGAAUCAAGCAUCAGAAUGAGGAAGAAAGGUGAUUUAAGUGACUUUGAAGGUGGCAUGGUUGUUGGUGCCAGACGUAUUUCACACACAACCAUCUCUAGGGUUUACAGAGGAUGGUCCGACAAAGAGAUGAUGGAUAUUGUGCUAAAAGCAAUAUUGUGUUAAAAGGUCGCCUCAUGCAGCGCUGGACUCAGCUGCAUAUUGAAUCAAAGGUGAUCUCAGUGUGUUAAUGUUUGUGGGAAAUCCCAGACAUACCUUUAUUUCAGGGGAUGUGGGUUUGUAGCCCAGCAGCCUGUGUGUGUGUGUGUGUGUGUCUGGUAUAAAUCAUUCUGUAUUUUUAGCAUUUAGCCAGGAGUUUCCCCUCUGUCAUGACUGAUGAAGUCUCGGUGCAACUGCGGUCCUCUGUUGUGGGGAUGUUUAAUUGGGUGAAAUACAGCCAGAAAAGAAAGGCAAUUAGUGCUGCCAGACUGCUAUUUAACAUCCCGCAGUCUCUUCCUCGCUUUUUUUUUUCACACGCUGCUGUUUGUGUUCUUGUUGUCAAGCACAGCUGCAUCAUCAGACUCGCCUCCAAUUAUAGCUCUUCCUUUUAACUAGUAAGUCACUAAUAAACUGAACUCUUGAGUUUGCACGUUGUUGUUUUGUUAAAUCGCAUCUAAUGUGACACUUCAUUUGACAGUGAUGUAAGUUGGUUUUGAUAUUUCUCUUCUUUAAGAAGUCAAUCACAGAUUCCAAGAGGAAUAUGUAGAGCAGGGAUGGCACAGUGUGACAUCUGAAAUCUUUCUAUGCUGGAAAAAGGACUUUCCUAUGGGAGCUUAUUUAAUUUUUAUAUCAAUUUGCUGUGAUUAUUAUGACUAGGAACAUGUAUCAGUUCAUAAAAUUCUGGUCUUACCCAUUAUUUUUUAAAGAGUACAGUAUAGUUAAACGAAUAAUUUGCAGUAGUGCAGUAAUUUACAGUAUACUGAGGUAUUUAGUAGGGCUGCCCCCGACUCAGAACUUUCCAGGUCGACCAAUAGUCGUCAUUUAGGGCCAUUAGUCGACUAGUCACCCGCAUGUUUACAAUAUGAAUUUAAUUAUUAACUGAUAUAUUUUGGGUGGGGCAACACAAUGGUUUGAGUUCAAGGUCUGAGAAAGAAUAGUAUCAGUAACAUUGUUAACACUGUGCUACAGUACAGAGAAAUACAAGCGUGGUCCAGUCAUACAGGUUUUGAUUUAUUUUGACAAGGCACAGCUCCUACUAAGAGUUUCACGUUUUUGUUUUUUUGUUAAUGAAAUCUUUGUUAAUGACCUUUCUGAUCGACUAAUGUUUGGUCGACUCUAGGGAGCAGCCCUGGUAUUAGAAAUACAGAUGCUCGUCUUUCUAUUAAACUGAUACAGAGAUGCUGUAUUGAGGCGAUGUAUUGUAUUGCACAGCACAGCACAAGCCACUAGAGGUCAGUCUCUACUAGCGGAACAGGUGACUGCGAGUGAUGGGGAUAACAUUACAGGACAAGUAAAAAAUCCUCUGUCCGGAAGUAUUGCCACAUGUAACUUAAUCUUGAAAUGACUUCUUCCAACUAGAAAAGCAGUUCAUGACCCACAUGACUUCAUUCAGCACCUCAGAUUCAUUCACCCCACUGUUGUGUCAAUAUCCGCCCUGGCAACAAGUGUCGUCAAGUCCUCUAAAUAGAGGCUAAUUGCUUAUGAGAAAUACAUCAGUGCAAUGUCGUACAUGCUUCUCGUUACUUACAUUAUUUUUUUUACACAACUAACGUGGUAUACCGAAUACCCUUGUGAAAUAAUGGGAAUAUAUGAGAAAUAGAUAACGCCCAAGCCUAGUGUGAAAUAUGAUAAAAGCUGAUCUAUCACAUGUAGUCCCAGUAUCAUACUUUAGUGUGGAGGACUUUAUUUAAAGGCACUGUAAUCAUUGUUCCAUAGUACACAAGGCAGUUACCGUUACUUCAGAUGUUCAGACACUAAUUAUACGUUCUUCUUGUUUGAUUUGCUUUGACGUUGAUUUUUACCUCCAGAAUAUUAGUUUAGCUGACUUGAAUGCUGGUAGUGUUGUAUUUCCAUCAAAUGGCUAAUUAAACAUUUGUUUCAGAACCUAUAAGCCUUACAAAAUAAACUGUUUUUAGAGUUUUUAAAACUAUGCUUCAUAGUAUUUAUUUUACUAUUUCUGUAAUGUAUUACAUCAAAAUAUUCUAUGAGAUGUAUAUAUUUCUGCAUAGUGAUUGAUUAUAUUUAGUAUACUAUGAUUUAAUAAUAAAUUCUAUAUGAAUUUAUAACUGUUCUUGUCUGUGGUCUUGUUUCCUGCUGUCAGACUUUAUUUAUUUAACCGUUUAUUUAACCAGGAAGUCCCACUGAGAUUGAAAAUCUCUUUUACGAGAGAGGCCUGGCUGAGGUAGCAGCCAAUCAAGACACAUUUUAAAAUGCAACAAUACAACAUGCAAUACAAAAAUCCACAAUAAAACAACAACUAUUCAAACAUAGUGACCUCUCAAGAAAAACAAGCUCAUGUCUCUGUAACCACAAUGCUCUUGAAUUUAUCAGUGGAUAUAAGUGUUUCUAAUUUUAGAUCUUUUUGAAGAUUGCUCCUUGCCAGAAUGCAGUUUACCCCAGAUUUGUUAAAACCCAGGGUACAUUAAAAAGCAACCACUUGGUCGACUUCUGCAGCCAGGUUUCUUUUUCACAAAUCAUUUCAGAAAUUGUGGCUUCAUUAUCUUUCUAACCUGACUGAAACUUGUGGAACAGACCCAAACUGUGUAGAUGCAUUGUCUGUACUUACGUCAUUGUCCCAGAGCCCAUGGUGCUACCCUCGCUUUGCUAAUGGGUGACAAUGGUGACAAACCACUGAGUCAGGUAGCUGUUGACAAGAGUGCACAGAAUAGUACCUGGCUAAGUGGAUUGUAGUCAUUGUUUGUACGCGUGCAUGCAGAUUAUGUGUCUCUUUGAGCAUUGCACCUUUGUUUAUUUCUGCCUUUGUUUGUACACAGUUGUGAGGCAUUGUGUAUUCAUGCAGAACGGCUGUGUUUCAUUGUGUCGCAACAUAACCCAUAUCUUGCAAAAACAAAGGCUUGUACCUUCCAUAGAGGGCUGACUGUACGCAGAUGGUGUCAUAAACCUUAUUCUAGAUCUAGGCAUGGUUGCGGGGUAAUUUCUUCAGCUGAGCGCUGAGCUAAGUAAGUGUGAAGAGGCUGAGCUACAACAGAGGGGCUCUUUGUUGUGGGGGAGAAUUAGGACUAACUGGAUGCUAAAAUGUGUUGUAUAAAAAUGAAAGCUGGGCUUUUUAUCUUUCACCUACAGCUUAGUUCUUUCUUCUAUGUUCUCAAUUUGAAUAUGCAAUCACCAUCAGUCUAUAUAAAGCGCAAUCACCUAUCAAAUAUACCCAUAUUAUUGAUAAAGGUCACACUAUACAAAUAACACAACCAUUAUAGAAGGAUGUAUUUUGUUUAUUCUGUGUAUUAUUGGUAGUUGCAGUAGUAAUGGUGCACCUGCUGUGAUCAAUACCAUUAUUAUCAAUAUUAUUAUUAUUAUUAUUAUUAUUGAAUCAGAGCCCAGAAGUAACAGUAAUAUAAUAAUAGCUUGCUUCACAUGUAAUGAUUCUUUACUGACAGCAGAGGGCAGGAUCCACUAGAACUAGGACUGGCUCUUGAACGCCACUUCACCUCAUCCUUUCUGACUUUCCCUGAAACUUUUAUUGUGGAUGUAAGAUAUUGGUUUUAUUAAUGUUUCACAGUCAUAAUCUGAAUAAACAGAAUGUAUUUGU